AUGGUGGUUCCGGGAAACAGAUCGGUUAUCUCGCCGGGAAAUUUCACGGCGACUCCGAGAAGAAGAAGCCCUUUAGAUAUGAAAUUCCCGUCGCGUGGAAACUUCAAUAACGGUGGAAUUGGGUUAGGUAUCGUCGCUGCGCUUGAGAAAUCCACCAUCAGGAUCAAUCAGCAUGAGAUUUCGUCCCCGGUUUGUUCCGGUUCGAAUAGAACCGAUCCGGUUCACUCUAACCGGAGAUUCCGAUUUUCUCCGGUGGUGGAGAUUGAUGAUCUCUCUGAGGAAUACACUUGCGUCACGAAUCGCGAUGGCAUGAACAAAGUGUAUUACAACGAGGACGAAUUCGAAUUUCGUAAGAAUUUAUCGGUCGGUGAUCGUCCAUCGGAUAAACCGAUCGAGGAAUCACCGGCGAAGAAGAAGGAGGUAUUCAGAGAUUCUCUGAGCUCGUGUUGCUUGUGUGAGAAGAAACUUAAAGGCAAAGACAUUUACAUGUACAAAGGAGAUAAAGGAUUUUGUAGUGAAGAGUGUAGAUCGGUGAGAAUAAUGGAGGAUAAUCUAAAAGUGCAACGUAAAUCGACAAGUGUUGAGGUUUUGAGCUCUCCGUACACCGGAGGACAAAUUUCUUCCGCCGGAAUAUUCGUAAUAUGCUAA
Molecule: messenger RNA, 648 nt
Organism: Arabis nemorensis
Lineage: Eukaryota; Viridiplantae; Streptophyta; Magnoliopsida; Brassicales; Brassicaceae
Source: the annotation of a GenBank genome assembly